This is a messenger RNA of Micromonas commoda, 2355 nucleotides long. RefSeq lists its product with no specific name. The record is from RefSeq and is a predicted model, not a curated record. Gene Ontology annotation, molecular function: protein-lysine N-methyltransferase activity. The transcript has a single exon. Gene Ontology annotation, biological process: peptidyl-lysine monomethylation. Bases 1 to 2355 code for a protein of 784 amino acids. NCBI's taxonomy places the organism in Eukaryota, Viridiplantae, Chlorophyta, Mamiellophyceae, Mamiellales, Mamiellaceae.
AUGUCGAGUCGCGCCGGUGCGUCGCUACUGAGCGCGCCACCACGGGCGCUCGCCUCGCGGCGCGACCCGCCGUCGAGGCGUCCGAUCCGCGGCGCCCUCGUGGCGCGCAGAACUAACAAAAACCUACACGCGGCGAGGAUGGGGGCGCCGUUCCCGUUCCACGUGAGCGCCAGCGCCGCGAGCAAGUCGCCGGGCAUGCCGCGCCCCCCCAAGGUCGUGGACCGCCCUCCGCCCCCCCGCGCGCAGAAAGGCGGCGGCGCGGCGCAGACGGCGCACGCGCACCCGCUUCCCCCGCAGGCGCUCGGCAACCUGGGCGCCGUGGGCGAGGGCGAGGGCAGCGCGCAUCAAAUCGCCGCGCUCACCAUCUGGCUGCGUCAGCACGGCGUCGACUUCACCGACAGGGCGCAGUUCGUGCGCGUGCGGGGAAUGGGCAUCGGCGGGAUAAGCACCCGAGCGUUCGACGAGGGCGACGUGAUAUUCUCCCUGCCCCUCGCCGCGCCGAAGCGCGAGCUGAACCGGUUCGGGGACCGCGUCGAGGCCACGGACGCGGAGGGCGCGAAACAGGGUGCAGGAGGCGGGGAUUCCAUCCCGGGUGGAGUCGAGCCGACGUCGCUGUCGCCCCUCGUCCUGACGACGUCGGCGGUCACCGCGCACAGCGGUCCGCUCGGCAGACUCGGCCGCGCGCUGUCCGCGGCGGGGCUCACGUCCGUGCGACCCGACGGCCGACGCGUGCCCUCGACGCUCCUGGGCGGAGUCAUCGAAUCGACGCACGAUUUUCCCCUCGACGCGUCAAAGACGACUCUGCUGGCGCUCGGGAUCAUGCACCAGUGCUGCCUCGCCGCGGGAUCCGCCCCGCACGACGCGCACUGGAAGGCGUACGUCGACUUGCUCCCUCGGGAGGUGGACUCGCUCAUCGAGUGGUCCGAGAACGAGCUGGACGCGCUUCAGGGGAGCCGGCUUGCGGAUCGCGCUCGCGAGCGGAUCGCGCUGGCGGAUUCCGUGUACGACGAGGUGUUCCCGCGGCUGAACGACGCGGACCCGACGCUUUGGAUGUCCGGUAAGCUCGGGAGCGCAGUCGCGGGCGGGACCGGGAUCGACGUCACCGCCGCGGCGCGUAAGAAGGGCGAACGCGCGCGAGAUAAGUACACGAGUAAAGAGGCGUUUCGCUGGGCGUGGGCCACGGUGCUGGCGAGGGCCUUCUCGCUUCCCGACGUCGGCGAGGAUGGCGAGAUGGGGCUGUGCCCGGGGUUGGACCUGUUCAACCACGGUUCCGAGGCGGAGAAGUGCGAGGUUCGCGGCGUGCUCGGGGCGUCGCUCGAGCUCGACGAGGACGAUCCGCAGGUUGGACCGAGGAUCGUGCUGAGAGCCGGCGUCGGCGGCGCCGAGAGCGGCGAGCAGCUCUUCCACGACUACGCCGACAGGGCCUCGGGCGGUUCGUUGCUCGAGUUUGGGUUCACCCACAGAGUCCGCAGCUGCACCAAGCCCAUCGACGGUAAGAACAACAUCGUCGAGAGGCACCACGAUGACGAGGGGGUCUUCGACGGCCUCGACGAGAAUUGGGCCCUGGGCGCACAGCUGACGAAUGACGCCGGCGACGAGGACGAGGAGGACUUCGAGGAGUGCUCCCUGACGGAGGAAUCGGACCACCUUCGGAGGGCGUUGCACGCGCUGGACGUGAGCCUCAAGCCCCUGAUGGCCACCUGCGACCAGGACACCGUCGCCGCGAGGCUCGAGGCGCUCGCGGACGCCGGCUUGUGCGGCGGGCUCACCUGGGAGGUGUCCAACGUGGAUCCGAAAUACCCCGCCGGCGAGAGGCGACUGAAGGGGAUCGAGUGCGUCCCGGACGCCAUGAUCCGUGCCGCGAGGGUACUUUCGCUGACCAACGAGGAGCUCGAGCGCGUGCGCGAUGCCAACGCCGAAAGCGAUGACGACAAGUGGACGGCUCGCGAAGCCUUGAGUCUGGAGCACGAGCGAAGGUCGUUUGACGCUCUCGCCACGAUCUUCCGCGGCAAACUCGUCCGAUACGCGGCGCCGCGCGGCGAGUGCCGGCCCACCACCGUCGUCAAGGACGCCGCCAUCGCCGACUGCAUCCGGCUGCUGGCCAACGGCGACGGGGGGUACGUGCUCGCGGCGCCGGAGAUGGCGUGGGCCAGAACGCGAGCGGAGGUGGCCGGGUGCGUCGCCGCGAACGUCCGCGACGAGGACGGCGGUAAGACGGCGCAGGACCAGGACGAGGAGGUCGCGAGGGCGGCGAGGUGGCGGAGGCGGACGCUCAUGGCGGUCGAGGUGAGACGGGGGGAGAAGCUGCUCCUGGGUGAGAUCGCCGGCGAGUUCGAGAGGCUCGCGAGUUUGUGA